GUGUUGCCAACCACGAUGGAAUCUACUAACACGUAAAUAAAUUAUUUCCUUGCGUCUGUCGAUCCGAAUAAACAAAGAACGUUAUAAGUUGUCGCGCCUGCCACCUGUCACCCUCAAAAAGGCACCAUUUGAAAAUGGACGAGAAGAACAUUUCGAAAACGCACGACGAUAUCCAGUGCAAAAUCAAGAUAAAACGCCGGAUUGUGAAUAAUCAACUGAAAGGAAAAGUCACCAUUGGUUCCCCGACACCGCUCAAUAUCGACCGCGCCUACAUAGAAAUAACUGGCAUAGCUAACUGCAGUUGGAAGCUCGACUCAAUGUGUUUCAAGUUCCCUAGAAUCUACCCAGAGAACACCCCGGUCAAGGGUUUCCAACAGUUUUAUUAUACGCGGCAUUCGUUGUGCGGCGGAGACAUCGCCCACCGCCACAAAGGUACCGAGUCGUACCCGUUCGUGGCUUACUGGCCUUCGCGUCUUCCUGGUACUUGGUACGGGGACCACGGCAGCAUCGAGUACCUAGCAAAAGUGACCCUACACCUAGCCAAAAACGCGGACAUUUUCAACUACUCUCAGUUUGUCGCUGUAAUUCCCCGGCGCCACCUUAGUACAGAAAAGCACCUACUUUUUGAGGGACGAAUCGACGUGACACGGAGUUUCCAAACGUACAGAGCCGAAGGCUACGUUACUGUGAGCGUGUGGUUACCGAUUAGCGGAAUCGCGGCUGGGCAAGGUCUCCCGGUUCUUUGCUCCAUAACCAACUGCUCCAGACUCCACUUCGGAAGCAUUUUGUUCAUGUUAACUCGAACGGACAUCUACAGGAGCGACACGCCUGUUGCCACUGUAAAGAAAGUCCGGACUGAUAUUUGCCGCGUCGCCCGUAUGGUCAAUAUACAUAAAGGUCAACAUGACUUUUACGUCGUCAUGCAGACAGACGCGGACACCUAUCCCACCAACCAGUUCCACAGGUUGCUUUGUAUUCAAACGAUUUACGAAGUUUGGGUUUCUGUUCAGGGUUCAUUCAGGAGAUAUCGCUGUGUGGGGUACCCCAAUAUAGACACACCAGGGAUACCAAUCAUAAUUGGCACAAAACCAAUCAAAGAGUACAACAUCUAUGAAAUUUCGUCACAAGUUUUCAGGAAAGUAUACGACUUUGACGGACGGAUUUACAUGGAUGAAUUGCCUGAGGACUUCAGACAAAUCAUUCACACAACUGAUGAGGAGUUGUCCAAAGAAGCUGUACUUAAUUUAGAGAGACAAUUGCUUGUCAAUGAGCAGUUACUAAACACUUUGGGGAAAGUCAGCACACAGAAGGUAGCUAGUGCAGAGAUAAUUGCUUAG
Molecule: messenger RNA, 1337 nt
Organism: Zophobas morio
Lineage: Eukaryota; Metazoa; Arthropoda; Insecta; Coleoptera; Tenebrionidae
Exons: 5
Coding region: 135-1337 (400 amino acids)
Source: RefSeq, a predicted model, not a curated record